Molecule: messenger RNA, 4066 nt
Organism: Momordica charantia (bitter melon)
Lineage: Eukaryota; Viridiplantae; Streptophyta; Magnoliopsida; Cucurbitales; Cucurbitaceae
Product: DNA (cytosine-5)-methyltransferase CMT2
Biological process (GO): negative regulation of gene expression via chromosomal CpG island methylation; DNA methylation-dependent constitutive heterochromatin formation
Cellular component (GO): nucleus
Molecular function (GO): DNA binding; DNA (cytosine-5-)-methyltransferase activity; chromatin binding
Source: RefSeq, a predicted model, not a curated record
GGUCUACUUUUCAGAAUUCAGUAAAAAGCACACUCGCGGCUCAGUCCCAUCGUCCUCCUGCUCCCGCCGCCGGCCGCUUCCUUCUCUCGUUUCCAUGAAUUUCUCGCCGUAGCCUCCUCUGAUUCUGCAUUGUAACACUACAAUGCGCUCGCCACUCAAAUCCAGAUCCAAAUCCGAUUCUAUUUCGAAAUCCAAAUCCACUUCCAAGUUCAGAUCGCUGCCGAUCGUUUCACACGGAAAUGUCACCGCCGAUCACACUCCGGUUCCUCUGGCUGUUUUUGACCCUAAAAUGUCAAGAGAGACUUGUUUGAGGAGGUCGCCGAGGCUCUGUCCAAGUCCCGUGCAUGUUCGUCUGCAGAAUGUGGGUAGGAAUCGCGUUACAAGAACUCGUUCUGAAUCUGCUUCUGCUCCUCCGGGUUUGCGUCUUGGAUUGUUAGUGAACGAGACGCUCAUGAGGAGGUCGCCGAGACUACAUCCCGCCCUAGCUACUGGAAGUGUGGAUGAAACUGGUAAUUUACCCCUAAUUAAGAAAUGCAGAAUGUUGUUGUUGAUGGAUGCUAAUGACUUGAGAAGGUCGCCGCGAUUUAAUGGGUCCGGGACUGGAAGUAGUAAAGGAGAGCCGGAGCUGUCCACAAAGACGGCGUCGAAGAAGAGAAAGAGCAGCAUUUCGGAAUCAGCGGACGCGAAGUUCUUGAGACGUUCUCCUCGAUUCGACUCGGUUAAAAGCGACGAACGGGAAUGCGGCCUGAAUCAGGGUGAAAAGGCUACUAGCCAAUGCUUGACAUAUAAAGAGGAGAAAGAUGAAGUAGUUAAAAAUUUGGAGGGCAUGGAACAGAAGGCCAUCAGGAGAUCUCCAAGAUUUUCAUCUAAUGAACUAGAAAAUGAAAUUAGAUGUCAUAUAUCUUCAUCAAAGAAGAGUUCCUCAAGGAAGCUUGCAUCUCUUAAGAAAGACAGCGUUGAUGCAUUAUCAUUGACAGUCUACAAUGCUGAAACGGAUUCAUCAAGAAAACUAGACGCAGAACAAUUAUCUUGCUCAAAGCAUGAAGAGAUAUAUGAAGCAACAGUUUCUACGAGGUCAGAAACUUCAAAUUUCGGAGUAGAAUUAUCUCACAAGAUGGAAGCUGAACCAUCACCUGUCUCUCUGAGUAAAAAUUAUGAAGAAGAGCCUGAACUCUUCUGUGGCAACUCUUAUUUCAUUGGUGGGAGGCUUUUAAGAAGGUCUCCAAGGCUUUUCUCAGACUAUAAAGAUAGUUUCAAUUGCAAUGUAAAUUAUUGUACUGGAUUCAAUAUGAAAAAUGACAAGCCAUUAAGUAGAUCUCCAGGACAGUCAUUAUCUUCCUGUGGAAAUGAACAAUCCAAGUCACUAGAUAACCAAACAUCUAAAAUGAGACAUUCUCCACAAGUUUCCAUAUUUGCUUGUGGGGAUGAAAAUAGUAAAAUCAGACGUUCUUACUCUGAAUUUCUAGAGUCAGGUGUAAAGUAUCCUCCAGGGAAAAUUAGGAAUGCUACUUGUGUUAAAAAGGAAAAGAAGAAAAGCAAAACGGCUAUUUUCUUUGUUGGAGAUCCAGUUCCUGCUGAUGAGGCUCAGCAGAGAUGGAAAUGGCGCUAUGAAAUGAAGAGUCAAAUUUCUAAGGGGCAGAGAAUGACUGAAAGUGAUGAUGAUGAAGAUAUGAUCGUGGUUAAUGUGGAUUGCCAUUAUACUCAAGCUAGUAUUGCAAAUACCAUUUUUAGUCUGGGAGAUUGUGUGUACAUUAAGGGUGAAGGAGAAAACGAUCAUGUUGGGAGGAUUAUAGAAUUUUUUAAAACAACAGAUGGAGAUAAUUAUUUCAGAGGACAAUGGUUUUAUAGAGUGGAAGAUACGGUUAUACAGGAAGAGGGUGCUUUUCAUGACAGGAGGCGUUUAUUUUAUUCAACGGUUAUGAAUGACAACCCAUUAGAUUGUAUUGUUUCAAAAGUAAAUAUUACUCGAAUAAAACCCAGGGUAGGCAAGAAAUUGAACUGUGCAUCUUCAUUCGAUUUUUAUUAUGAUAUGGAAUACUGUGUAGACUACUCGACAUUUCGCACUUUGAAGGAUGAUGAAUCCCAUAAGAACAUUGAUCCAACGCCAACCACCACCACGGCAACUUCUCAUGUACCAUCCUCUAAGAACUCUUUGGAGAAUAUUCCCAAGAAGGCUGACUUAGAAUUGCUAGAUCUGUUCUCCGGAUGUGGGGGAAUGUCUACCGGACUAUGCCUUGGUGCAAAAUAUUCUUCUGUUGGCCUCAUUACAAGAUGGGCAGUUGAUAGUCGUAAGUCUGCAUGUGAGAGCUUCAAACUGAAUCAUCCAGAAACACAUGUCAGAAAUGAAACUGCCGAGGAUUUUCUGGACUUACUGAAGGAAUGGGAAAAACUAUGUAGACGUUAUAAGGCCAAUGACGCAGAAAGAACCCGAGAAUCAAGGUCAAAACUAUCUGAUGAUAAAUUGAAGUCCCUUGAUGAUAAACUUCCAACUAGCGAGUUUGAGGUUUCGAGAGUAGUUGACAUUUGUUAUGGCGAUCCAACCAGAUCAGGCAAGCGUGGACUGAAGUUUAUGGUUCAUUGGAAAGGCUAUGGGCCAAGUGAAGAUACAUGGGAACCAGUCGAAGGUUUAAGUAACUGCCAAGAAGCAAUCAAGGAUUUUGUGAACAGAGGUUUGAGACUGAAAAUUUUGCCACUCCCUGGAGAUGUCGAUGUUAUUUGUGGUGGUCCUCCUUGCCAAGGAAUCAGUGGCUAUAAUCGCUUUAGAAACAUCGACUGUCCUAUGGAUGAUGAACGAAAUCGCCAGAUAGUUAUGUUCAUGGAUAUUGUGAAAUUUUUACGGCCUAAAUUUGUAUUGAUGGAAAAUGUGACUGACAUUUUGAGAUUCAAUCAAGCUUCUCUGGGAAGAUAUGCAAUGAGUCGUUUGGUACAUAUGAAUUACCAAGCAAGACUUGGAACGAUAGCUGCUGGAUGUUAUGGUCUCCCCCAAUUUCGGUUGCGUGUCUUCCUUUGGGGUGCUCAUCCCAGUGAGAAACUACCUCAAUUUCCACUUCCGACACAUGAAGUAAUUGUUAGAUAUUGGCCACCACCGGAGUUUGAGCGAAAUACUGUUGCUUAUGAUGAAGACCAACCCCGUGAACUUGAAAAGGCUCUUCUUCUUCAAGACGCAAUCUCCGAUCUCCCAGCAGUGUUGAAUUCAGAGUCUCGGGAAAAAAUGUCAUAUGAAAAGCCUCCUGAAACAGAAUUCCAAAGAUAUAUAAGAUCAUCUGAAUAUGAGAUGACUGGCUGUGAAACAAACAGCACUAAAGAUUCACUUUAUGACCAUCGGCCACACUUGUUAAGUGAAGACGACUAUUUGCGAGUUUGUAACAUACCAAAGAGAAAGGGGGCAAAUUUCAGGGAUCUCCCUGGUGUGGUUGUGGGGAGUGACAAUGUUGCUCGGCGAGACGCAGGAAAUGAAGUAUUACUGCCGUCCGGAAAAUCAAUGGUACCAGACUAUGCUUUCACUUUUGAACAAGGAAAGUCUAGAAGACCAUUUGGCAGGUUGUGGUGGGACGAAACAGUGGCCACAGUAGUGACUUUCCCAAGUUGUCACAACCAGGUAGCGUUACAUCCAGAACAAGAUCGAGUCCUGACCAUAAGAGAAUAUGCAAGAUUGCAAGGAUUUCCUGAUUAUUAUCGAUUCUCUGGGACUGUAAAAGAGAGAUACUGUCAAGUCGGGAAUGCAGUUGCUGUAUCGGUUUCACGGGCGUUGGGAUAUUCCCUUGGAUUGGCAGUGAGAAGAAUUGGAGGUGAUGAACCACUGAUGGUUCUUCCUCCAAAAUUCUCUCUUUCUAACUACAUUCAAUUUCAAAAUCCACCUGAUAAUGAUACAUUAGUUGUUUGUUUUGCAAUAAUCUCCUAUUCCCAUCUUAGAAUUCUUUAUGUUAUUUGACAGAAAUAUAGGAUACUAGUCAUCCUAUUUGUUCGGCAAUAAUCUUAUAUUUGUAUCGGAUGAGUAUCAAGAGAUACCGAUGUUUGUUUGAUAGGAAUGUAAAAUAUUACGUAUCCUAUAUGUUUUGGAGCAAAU